This is a messenger RNA of Mollisia scopiformis, 1440 nucleotides long. Its product is annotated as FAD/NAD(P)-binding domain-containing protein. The coding region runs from base 1 to 1440 and encodes 479 amino acids. The record is from RefSeq and is a predicted model, not a curated record. Gene Ontology annotation, molecular function: oxidoreductase activity. Lineage: Eukaryota; Fungi; Ascomycota; Leotiomycetes; Helotiales; Mollisiaceae. The transcript is spliced from 3 exons.
AUGGCUUCAAAAAUUCAUGACGUUAUCGUUGUUGGUGCUGGUCUCAGUGGUCUCCAAGCAGCAUAUGACAUUCAGAAAGCCGGUCUAUCUUGCAUAGUUCUCGAAGCUCGUAACCGAGUUGGUGGAAAGACAUGGAGUGUCCCUCUCGCAAAUGGCAACGGAACCGUAGAUAUCGGGGCUGCGUGGACAAACGAUACAAAUCAGGCGCUCAUUUAUGCUUACACGCAAAAGUUUGGAAUUGAGCUCAUCAAGCAAAACACCGAAGGAAACUGUAUAUUCCAGGACAAAGACGGAGAGACUCAUGCUUUCCCCUACGGGACUUCUCCGAAGUUUACCGGAGCCAAUGUUACGGAUCUGGAACGUAUCAGGGACUUGGUUCAUGAUCUAUCUGUCGCGUAUGGCUCUCGAACUGGCAGUGUAGAGGACUACGAUCAGAUGAGCCUUGAACAAUUUGUCAUCAGUAAAGGAGGAUCUCAAAAGACGGUCGACAUGGUCAGAAUUUGGAGUCGAGUAAUGCUUGGAGUUGAAGCUACGGAAAUGAGUGCUCAAUAUUUCAUCGAAUACAAUGGAAAAGGCGGAGGAUUGAAAACCCUUCGUUCGGAUGAGAAGCAUGGAGGGCAGUAUCUGAGGUUCAGAGAAGGAACACAAUCCGUCUCUCUAAACCUUGCAACACUCCUUCGACCUAAAUCGAUCCAUCUUUCUCAACCCGUUGUCUCCAUAACCGAUACUCCUGGUCUCGUGACCGUCACCACCUCCACAGGACUCACUUUCCAAUCACGGAAGCUCAUCCUCAGUGUUCCUACUCCUCUCUACCAAGAUAUCACCUUCUCGCCUCCCCUCUCCGGCGGCAAACUCACAGUCACAACUUCAACUACGCUUGGCUACUACUCAAAAGUAAUCUUAUGCUACUCCUCUCCUUGGUGGACCUCAUUGCCAUCCGGUCUCAACGCUUGUGGUCUCGCAAUCUCAUACCAAUCUCCCGUAUGCGUCCUCCGCGACACCUCAACAUCAAUCGACGGCCAAUACUCACUAACGUGCUUCAUCACUGGCUUGCCAGGCACUAUUUGGUCCAAACUCCCUCAACACGAACGUCGUGCUCAAGUCCUGUCUCAAGUCUAUCGACUCUUUGCAGGUACUCAAAGCAAAGAUGACGAUAAAGAGAAAGUGAAGGAAGAAGUGUAUAAUCCUGUUGAGGUCUUUGAGCAGGAGUGGACGAAGGAGGAGUGGAGUAAAGGAGCUCCAUGUCCGGUGAUGGGGCCUGGUGUGCUGAGCAGUGUAGGGAAGGCUUUGAAGGAGAAGGUAGGAAAUUUGCAUUUUGUGGGCACAGAGACGAGUGACGUUUGGGCUGGAUAUAUGGAGGGUGCUGUGAGAUCGGGCGUUAGGGGGGCAAAGGAGGUGAUUGAUGUUUUAGGCGGGGAGAGGGUGGGCGCGAAGCUAUAA